This is a messenger RNA of Phlebotomus argentipes, 1582 nucleotides long. RefSeq names its product septin-2. The transcript has 4 exons. Lineage: Eukaryota; Metazoa; Arthropoda; Insecta; Diptera; Psychodidae. Gene Ontology annotation, biological process: cytoskeleton-dependent cytokinesis. Gene Ontology annotation, cellular component: septin complex; cell division site; septin ring. The record is from RefSeq and is a predicted model, not a curated record. Bases 38 to 1303 code for a protein of 421 amino acids. Gene Ontology annotation, molecular function: molecular adaptor activity; GTPase activity; GTP binding.
CUUCGCGAAAAGGCUUUUUGCGGCUCACAGUGACAAAAUGGCUUCCGCAGAGGUUUGUGUGCCCAACAAGGCUCUGGAGAAUUUGGUGAGGACACUAAAGUUGGCCGGUCACGUUGGUUUUGACAGCCUGCCAGAUCAGUUGGUGAACAAGAGUGUUCAGAAUGGAUUUGUGUUCAACAUCAUGUGCAUCGGCGAGACAGGAUUGGGCAAAUCCACGCUCAUGGACACCCUUUUCAACACCAAUUUCGAGUCAUCGCCCAGUCCCCAUUCUCUGCCCAACGUGAAGCUCAAGUCUAACACGUACGAACUGCAGGAGAGCAAUGUGAAGCUGAAGCUCACCAUUUGCGACACAGUUGGCUAUGGUGAUCAGAUCAACAAGGAUGACUCGUUCAAGGCAGUUGUAGAUUACAUUGAUGCUCAAUUCGAGGCUCACCUGCAGGAGGAGCUGAAAAUCAAGAGAUCACUAUCGUCCUAUCACGAUGCGAGAAUUCAUGCAUGUCUCUACUUCAUUUGUCCUACAGGACAUGGCUUGAAAUCCAUUGAUCUGGUUUGCAUGAAGAAACUGGAUACAAAGGUCAAUAUAAUCCCCAUAAUUGCUAAAGCUGACUCUGUCUCGAAGGCGGAGCUGCAGAAAUUUAAGGCAAAGAUUAACGAGGAGUUGCAGGCGAACGGCGUGCACAUUUACCAGUUCCCAACUGACGACGAAUCUGUGGCGGACGUGAAUACUUCGAUGAACGCACACGUUCCGUUCGCUGUUGUCGGCAGCACGGAGUUUAUUCGCAUCGGCAACAAGCAAAUCCGCGCACGCCAGUACAUCUGGGGCUCUGUGCAAGUGGAGAACGAGUCGCACUGCGACUUCGUGAAGCUCCGCGAGAUGCUGCUGCGUACAAACAUGGAGGACAUGCGUGAGAAAACACACACGCGUCACUACGAGCUGUAUCGACAAAAGCGCCUGGAGCAGAUGGGCUUCACGGAUGUGGACAGUGACAACAAGCCCGUGUCCUUCCAGCAGACAUUCGAAGCAAAGCGCUCGAACCACCUGGCCGAAUUGCAGCAGAAGGAGGACGAGAUGCGGCAGAUGUUUGUAGUGCGCGUAAAGGAAAAGGAAGCGGAGCUGAAGGACAGCGAAAAGGAUCUGCACGCAAAGUUUGACAAGUUGAAAAAGGAUCAUGCGGAGGAGAAGCGGAAACUAGAGGAGUCACGCAAGAAGCUGGAAGAGGAGUUUGUGGAGUUCAGUCGACGCAAGGCUCAACUCACGGCUUCACAUCACACGCUCACGCUGGGAAAGAGCAAGAAAAAGUAGAAGCUCCAACUCUUGAAUUCUAUAAAAUAUUCCAAUAUUUUUUUUAUAAUCUUAUCGCGUGACUAUAGCAUUUGUGGAACAUAUUAAAGGCUUAAGUUAAUUCUACUGAAAGCAUUUAUAUAAACUUAUAAAGCGGCCGAAGAGGCAAAUAUUUGCGAUUAGAAAAAAUUAAAAUUUAUUUUAUGAAAAAAAACAGCUGAUUUGUCGUCAAACAUAUGAUCUGAAAAUGUUCUCUUGAGCUAUAUAAUAAAUAUUUUUUAAAGAUUGACUUAGAAAAAA